UCAUCCCCUCCCCAAGCAGACAGGAUCCGGGGCUGCCAGCUACAAGCAGUGCCUCCCAUUUCUAGAAUCUUUCAGCUCGUUGCCAUGCCAACCCCAGCCCUUCCUGGGAGGCUGGCAAGCCCAGUGCCCCCCUUCCCUUCCAAUCCCCUUGGACCAGGCUCUGCUGGCUUCUGCAGACGGCUCCAUAGCCCGGGCAGGGCAGGGGGCAGGCAUGGCACCCUGGCUAUGCACACAGGAAUGCAGCCCUUAAAUGAGCAGGGGGUGCUGCCGGCUGCUCGGCACAGCGAUGGGAAGGAGCUGGCCUGGGUGCUCUUGGUUCGGACGGGGCUACCCAGCCUGGCCUGCGGCUCUGCAGAUCCCUGCGGCGGACGAGCCCCUCCGAAGCGCCCGCCCCCCCAGUCGUCCCUGCCUGGUGCCUGGGGAGCAGGGCAGGCCCUGACCCUCGCCCCUGAGCGCCCCCACCCCAUGGACUCGCCUCCCCAGCUCUGCCUUCCAUCCGCCCCCAGCGCUUGGAGCGGGCGCCAUGGCAACGGCUGCAGGCCACGCGGGGGCAGCCCUGAGUGAGUGACGAUCCGCCGGCGCUGGCACCUGGGCACAGGCGAUGGGCAGCGGGCGUGUGGUGCUCUGGGCCCUGCCUGCCUGCAGCUGAGGGGAACCCCCGGCCUCCAGCCCAGCCACCAUGGUGAUGUCCCAGGGCACCUACACCUUCCUCACCUGCUUCGCCGGCUUCUGGCUCAUCUGGGGCCUCAUCGUGCUGCUCUGCUGCUUCUGCAGCUACCUGCGACGCCGCCUCAAGAGCCAGCAGGAGGAGCGGCUGCGGGAGCAGAACCUGCGCGCGCUGGAGAUGGAGCCGCUGCACUACGAGGGCUACUCGGGCAGCCCCCCUGGCAUGGCCAUGGCCAUCCCCCCCCGGCUGCGCAUGGAGCCGCGCCACCCCCCCGGCCCGCCCCCGCGGCCAUGGAGCUACCGGCACGAGUCGGACCUGUCCAAGCCCCCGUGCUACGAGGAGGCGCUGCUCAUGGCUGAGCCGCCACCGCCCUACAGCGAGGUGCUCAUGGACACGCGGGGGCUGUACCGCAAGAUCAACGCCCCCUUCCUGAGCCACGAGCGCCCCGAGAAGCAGGAGCAGCCCGCCAGCUACAAGCCCCUCUUCCUGGACCAGGGCUACGGCGCAGCCCUGCAUGUGCCCAGCUCUGCCAGCCAGGGCCCCGCCUUCUACCUGGAGGCUGAGCGUGCCCAGCGCAUGUUCCCCAGCUGGAUGGACGCAGAGCUCAGCAGCAGGGACACGUAUGAACCUGGGGCCUGGCACCUCCCUGUCUCCAUGCCCUUGUUUGGCAGGACUACGGCGGUUUAGGGGCCUGCCAGGCAGUGCGCCACCCUGGAGCCUGCAUGGACUGGGGCUGCAGCAGAGCCUGCCUGAGCCCUGGGGCUGUCACUGGCGCAGCUGGGCUCAAGCUGCCCAUUCCCCUUGGGAGCCGUUAGCGCAAACCCUGCCUGGACAAUGUGACGUGCUGCCUGCUGCGGCCAGUGUGUGAGGGGCUGGUCCCCGUCUUGCCCCAUGGGCCCCUGCAGGCCCCCUUGGUGCUGACUGGGGCUCCGAGCAGGCCCUGCACUCGGCUCUUCCCUAGUUUGUUUGUUACAGUUUGAGAAUAAAAGUUUGUGGCACCAGAUUCAUUCCAAGCAGGGCCAGGCUGCCUGGGUGGGGGGGACUGGGGGCAGGAUCCACCCUGCCCUCCACAAUGGGGCCUGGAGUAUCCCGCUCAGCAGGUGAGCACAGCCCCCCAGGACCCACUCUCCCUGUGGGGUGCUCGUCAGGGCCAGUUCCAAGUUUUCCUGUGGUCCCCCCGCCGCCUCCCCCAGGCGCGCUGCAUUUCCCCUCCUACCCCUCUGGGAGGGACGGGGGAGAAGUGGAGCGGCAGCACUCGGGGGAGCAGGCGGUAGUGGAGUGGAGGUGACGGGGGGGGGGGGGGAAGCGGUUCCUCUGCCCU
This is a messenger RNA of Mauremys reevesii (Reeves's turtle), 1988 nucleotides long. It is a transcript of the gene PRR7, whose product is annotated as proline rich 7, synaptic. The record is from RefSeq and is a predicted model, not a curated record. The transcript is spliced from 3 exons. NCBI's taxonomy places the organism in Eukaryota, Metazoa, Chordata, Testudines, Geoemydidae. Bases 680 to 1354 code for a protein of 224 amino acids.